GGCUGGCUGGGCUCGCAGCCGGGAGGGCGCGGGUACACUUCUCUGUACCGCCAUUCUCAACAUGAGUCUUGGAAGAAGAGUCACUGCUGGUGGCCGGGUUCCCACACCCCGCUAAACAUUUAUCAUUUUGGAGUUUAAAGUAUGUCAUCAUGGCAAAGUUUCGAAAAAGGACUUGCAUCAUUUUGUCACUUUUUAUCCUAUUUAUUUUUUCUGUGAUGACGGGUUUAAAAAUGCUAAGACCAAAUAAAGCUGCCUUUGGAGCUCCUUUUGGACUUGAUCUUCUUCCUGAAGUUCGUCAACAACCUCCUCACUUGGGGAAAACUUUUGAUUCACAAAUGAGUGACAAAAUCAACAGUGAAACAAAUAUCAAGAAUUUAAAAAGAGAUGAAAUCACUGUGAAACCUUCCAAGGCCUCUGAACCUAACCUGGAAGAACUGCCACCUCUGAAUUAUUAUUUACAUGUAUUUUAUUACAGUUGGUAUGGAAAUCCAGAAUUUGAUGGUAGAUACAUACAUUGGAACCAUUCAAUUCUGAAGCACUGGGACUCUAGAAUAAACAAGAAUUAUCCACAGGGGAAACACAACCCCCCAGAUGACAUUGGCUCCAGCUUUUACCCUGAGUUGGGAACUUACAGCUCUCGGGAUCCUUCUGUCAUCGAAACUCACAUGAAGCAAAUAUACUCAGCUUCAAUUGGUGUACUAGCUCUAUCUUGGUACCCACCUGGUUCACAUGAUGAAAAUGGAGUACCUACUGAUGACUUGGUACCAACUAUUUUGGAUAAAGCUCAUAAAUAUAAUCUAAAGGUCACUUUUCACAUCGAACCAUAUAGCAAUCGAGAUGAUCAAAACAUGUACGAAAAUGUCAAAUAUAUUAUAGACAAAUAUGGAAAUCAUCCGGCCUUUUACAGGUACAAGACUAAGACCGGCAAUUCUCUUCCUAUGUUUUACAUCUAUGAUUCCUAUAUUACAAAGCCUGAACAAUGGGCCAAUCUGUUAACCAUCUCAGGGCCUCUGAGCAUUCGCAAUUCUCCUUAUGAUGCAUUGUUUAUUGCACUUCUAGUAGAAGACAAACAUAAAUAUGAUAUCCUUCAAAGUGGUUUUAAUGGAAUUUACACAUAUUUUGCCACAAAUGGCUUUACUUAUGGCUCAUCUUAUGAGAAUUGGGCUAGGCUAAAACUAUUUUGUGAUCACUUCCAACUAUUAUUUAUUCCAAGUGUGGGCCCGGGAUACAUAGAUACGAGCAUCCGUCCAUGGAACACUCAGAAUACUCGGAACCGAAUCAAUGGGAAGUAUUAUGAAACUGCUCUGAGUGUUGCACUCCAAGCCCACCCCAGUGUAAUUUCUAUCACUUCUUUCAAUGAGUGGCAUGAAGGAACUCAGAUUGAAAACGCUGUUCCCAAAAGAACCAGUAAUGCAGUGUAUCUGGAUUACCGGCCUCAUAAACCAAGUCACUAUCUAGAACUAACUCGCAAGUGGUCUGAAAAAUUCAGUAAGGAAAGAGCAAUUUAUGGAUUAGAUCAGCAGCUGCCUGUUUUUUAAUGCAUUAACAUUUAAUAAUUACAGAAAGCAUGUAAUUUCAGUAAAUGCCUUUUGUUUGAAUUACAGAGAGAAAACUCUCAAAAUCAGUAUGCAUUGUUGCUAUUAUCUUUUAUAAAAAUAAUUGGUACUUUUUCAGAGGUAGUAAUGUUAUCAUUGCCAUCCUUCACAAUGUUUUACUGAGAAAAUACCUGUGAGAAACUGUGCAAAAACAUUCCCUGUGCCAUCAUCUGCUAAUUUUCUAACAUUGAAAUCCUGGUUUCAUCGCAAUUUAGUUUUUAUUUCACAAUAGAUUAGUGCUUGUUACAUAGAGUAGUUAGCACACAGUUAAAUCGUUCUUGUAUUCUGGCCCAAAGAAACAGACUUGUGUGUUUUCUAUAUAUAUUGAAGAAAAAAGACCUAAACGAUAUUGUACAUAUUUUAUCUCUCAGAUUUUCAAUGAUUCAAUCAACUUUAUUGUAUUAAGGACUGGAUUCUGGAAACUUUUUAAUAAUAAUUCUUGAGAAAAAUAAAAUCAUAUACCUUACACCUUACUGUGAACCAUACUGUUAGGAAGGCCUGCUUUCUGCAGUACAAUAUAUAUCAUCAUUUGCAGAUUUCUUGGUUUCCUAUAGCAUGCUAGAUGUUUGGAUGUCUAACAUUUCUGCUUUGCAAUGCCAAAUUCCAGAUUUUAGAAGCUAUAGAAAGUUCUUUCAUAAAAGUUUAUGAUGGCUUCUUAUUUAAGAAAACAUAGUUGUUUCAAAAAUUAUUAUGAAGAUAUAAUGCCCCAAAUAUUGUCAUUUUUAGAGUAUGUUGUCAAUCUUUGUUAUUCUAUUAAUCAUGUUUUACAGUUUAAUCAGA
Pteronotus mesoamericanus is the source of this 2375-nucleotide messenger RNA. RefSeq names its product mannosidase endo-alpha (gene MANEA). NCBI's taxonomy places the organism in Eukaryota, Metazoa, Chordata, Mammalia, Chiroptera, Mormoopidae. The record is from RefSeq and is a predicted model, not a curated record. The coding region runs from base 150 to 1538 and encodes 462 amino acids. The transcript has 5 exons. Gene Ontology annotation, cellular component: Golgi apparatus. Gene Ontology annotation, molecular function: alpha-mannosidase activity.